CUGUUUUUAUCGCGCUGUCAGUGCGCCAGUUGUUUGGCUUCUGAUGGUUGAGGGGCUACAAAGCGAGAGGUGAGACUGUGAGGUGAGGGUGUUAGAGAUUCCACAGCGGUAACAUGGCUCAGGUGAUCCAUAUGGACUCCAGCUUCCCAGGGAAGUCCACCACCCCCCUCCCCCACUCCCUCCUGGGAAAGGAGGAGCUACCAUACUCUGUAGAGACCCCUUACGGCUAUCGCCUGGACCUGGACUUCCUCAAGUAUGUCAAUGACAUUGAGAAAGGCAAUACCAUCAAGAAGGUGCCGAUCCAGCGGCGGCCGCGCUACGGCUCGCUGCCGCGAGGCUACGGCUACGCCGGCUCCUGGUGGACAUCCACCGAGUCGCUGUGCUCCAACGCCAGCAUGGACAGCCGCCACUCAUCCUUCUCCUACUGCGCCCCGGGCUACUUGGGCUCCCGGCCCGCUGCGGGCGGGGCCUUCAGGCUCGGCUCUGCGCAUGUGGAGAAGACACUGCUGGACGCGCGGAAGAGGCUGGAGGAGGAGAAGGAGGGCCGCAGAUUCGCCAACCUGGGCAGCACACGCAGCAGUGUGGCAGGAUCCACCAGUUCCCUGUCCGGCGCCUACAGCACCGGCCGUGCUCAGGGCGCAGCUCAUCACACCCCCCUGAGCUCGGGCCUGUCCACACCUGUCUCACCUACACCUGCACACCUGCAACACGUGCGCGAGCAGAUGGCUCAGGCUCUGCGGAAGAUCCGGGAGCUGGAGGAGCAGGUGAAGACCAUCCCCCUGCUGCAGGUGAAGAUCUCAGUGUUGCAGGAGGAGAAGCGGCAGCUGAGUGUCCAGCUUAAGAGCCAGAAGUUCCUGGGCCACACUCUGGGGUUUGGGAAGAGCCGCCACCAGGGGGAGCUCUACAUCCACAUCCCAGAGGAGGAGGCUCUAUCUCCCACCACCUCUGAGGGUUACAGGCAAGCUUUGGGCUGUGAGAUUGAGGACACGGUGAUCGUGGGGGCAGCAGCUCAGAGCAGCAGGAAGGAGGUACGCUCUAUCGGAGUGGGGCCAGAGCUGGAGCGGGGGUGCCAGCAAGUGGGGGUUGGGGUUCAGGAGCAGGACCUGGGGCUGGUGCCAGAGACGGAGGUACUGAGGAGCCAGGUGGGGCAGCUGGAGAUGCAGCUGAAGAGAAUCCUGCAAGAACUGUGGGCAGCACAGAGUGAGAGAGACAGGCGGUCCCCACGAGCACACUGUGCUGUCAGAGCUACCAGCAUGGGCCUGCAGGACCCAGCCACAGUGUCAGGGCUGCGGACAGUGCUCAGCUUUACCCAGCAGCCCCAGCAGUGGAAGCAGAGGACUGUGGGAAUCCAGGUUUAUACUCUGGAGCACCCCACUCUGCUGAGGGCAGAGAGAUGCAGCUUUCGAUUACGGGCACACGGUGACACUGCCCAAACCCUGCCCACAGACACUGCCCAAGCCCUGCCCACAGUCACUGCCCAAGCCCCGCCCACAGCCACUGCCCAAACCCUGCCCACAGACAUUGCCCAAGCCCUGCCCACAGUCACUGCCCAAGCCCUGCCCACAGACACUGUCCAAGCCCUGCCCACAGUCACUGUCCAAGCCCUGCCCACAGUCACUGCCCAAGCCCGGCCCACAGUCACUGGCCAAGCCCCGCCCACAGUCACUGGCCAAGCCCCGCCCACAGUCACUGCCCAAGCCCCACCCACAGUCACUACCCAAGCCCCGCCCACAGUCACUGGCCAAGCCCCGCCCACAGUCACUGCCCAAGCCCUGCCCACAGUCACUGUCCAAGCCCUGCCCACAGUCACUACCCAAGCCUACCCCACAGACACUGCCCAAACCCCGCCCACAGACACAGCCCAAGCCCCGCCCACAAAAACUGGCCCUGACUUGUCCAUAGAAAUUGGCCAGACCCCACCCAUAGAGACUGAUCCCACCCUGCCCAUAGAGACUGGCCUGACUCCGCCCAUAGAGACUGGCCCCGUCCCGCACAUAGAUACUGGCCUGACUCUGUCCAUAGAGACUGGCCCUGUCCUGCCCAUAGAUACUGGCCUAACUCUGCCCAUAGAGACUGGCCCCGUCCUGCCUAUAGAUACUGGCCUGCCCAGAGAUAUUGACCCCGUCCUGCCCAUAGAUACUGGCCUGCCCAGAGAUAUUGACCCCACCCCACCCACAGAGAGUAGCCCUGCCCUUCCUAUACACGCUGUCCCCUCCCUGCCCAUAGAGGCUGCCCCAGCCCCACCCAUAGACACAGGCCCCAUCACAGAGACUACCUUCCCAGUCUGUCCCCAAACCUCCCUGGAGUGCAGAGGGUAUGAAGAAACCCUGCAGACUGAAGCAGUCUGUUUUAAGCAACUUCGAGAGGUCCUUCAGAAGAGCGAUGUGUCCACUUCAAUGCCUGUCUCCAAUCCUGGCAUUGCUAUGGAGACAGUCUGUGAUCAGAGAUUAAAGGAGCAUCAGGAUGCCCCCUUGCAGACAGCCGUGGAGGCAAUACAAUCAGAGGACACAUCAAAGCCAGCCUCAAGAAGGCGUCCACUGCGAUCCAUCAUGAAGAGAAGAGCAGAGGGGCAGGCUCCCUCUCCUUCAGCUAAGAAAAACCUGCAGUUUAUUGGGGUCAAUGGGGGGUAUGAGUCUACAUCUUCAGAGGAGAGCAGCAGUGAGGACAGUGAUGUCAGUGAAUAUCAUGAGGUCACCCAGAGACUCCCUGAAUGUCCACUUCAGCAUUCAAAGGAUAGAUCCACUGUUUCUCAUACAGGGAGUUCCACUGAGUCUCAGCAGGGUAUCACCCAAUCACCCUCCACAGAACAGGCAACCCAGCAGGUUAUCAGCCAAUCACCAUCCACAGAACAGGAAACCCAGCAGGAUAUCAGCCAAUCACUAUCCACAGCACAGGCAACCCAGCAGGUUAUCAGCCAAUCACCAUCCACAGAACAGGCAACCCAGCAGGAUAUCACCCAAUCACCAUCCACAGAACAGGCAACCCCGCCGGUUAUCACCCAAUCACCAUCCACAGAACAGGCAACCCAGCAGGUUAUCACACAAUCACCAUCCACACAACAGGCAACCCAGCAGGUUAUCACACAAUCACCAUCCACACAACAGGCAACCCAGCAGGAUAUCACCCAAUCACCAUCCACAGAACAGGCAACCCAGCAGGAUAUCACACAAUCACCAUCCACAGAACAGGCAACCCAGCAGGUUAUCACACAAUCACCAUCCACACAACAGGCAACCCAGCAGGAUAUCACCCAAUCACCAUCCACAGAACGGGAAACCCAGCAGGAUAUCACCCAAUCACCAUCCACAGAACAGGCAACCCAGCAGGAUAUCACCCAAUCACCAUCCACAGAACAGGCAACCCAGCAGGAUAUCACCCAAUCACCAUCCACAGAACAGGCAACCCAGCAGGAUAUCACCCAAUCACCAUCCACAGAACGGGAAACCCAGCAGGAUAUCACCCAAUCACCAAUUAUAGACUUACCAAUGCCACAGAUUUCCACUAAAUCACAAACCCCAGCCCAAGAAUCCCAGGAGAGUAUGACCCAAUCACAAUACACAGACCCUGCACCUCACCAGUGCACCAGCGAAUCACCAGUGAUGGACCAUUCAUGUAUAAUCGAGUCUCCAUCACCAGACUCCCCCUUCCAAGAAGCUUCUAUUCAAUCAGCGGAUGAGCCUUCCCCUAAACAAGGCACUGCCCAGCCAGCAAGCUCGGCCCCUGCUGCCCUGCGGAAAACCCAGGGACAGCCAGGUGUAAACUCCAGUUCCACCCAAUCUGUCACCCAGGAAAGCAGGCUGGAGUUGAGUGACAGUCUGAUGGCAGCUCUCCUGGCCUUGCAGAAAGCUCUGAAUGAAUCUAAUGCCUUCGCCCAGCAGGAGGCGAGGUCAGCCUACACCUUGGUGUUGCAGGAGUGGCUGCGUGUAUCCAGUCAUAAGGCAGCCAACGUGGGCGUGGUCAGGGCCUACAUGGAUGCCUUUGCCACCAUCUCCGCUCAGCUGCUGGAGUUCGUGAUCAACAUGGCCGAUGGCAACGGAAACACAGCCCUGCAUUACACAGUGUCUCACUCCAACUUCCCUGUGGUCAGACUACUGCUGGACACAGGUCACUGUAAUGCAAAUAAGCAGAACAAAGCUGGAUACACAGCCAUCAUGCUGACUGCACUGGCUGCAUUCCAUUCGGACACUGAUCUGCAUACUGUGCUACAGCUGCUGCACACAGGAGAUGUCAAUGCCAAGGCCAGCCAGGCAGGACAGACGGCUCUCAUGCUGGCUGUCAGUCAUGGGCGGGGAGACAUGGUGGGGGCGUUGCUGUCCUGUGGGGCAGAGGUCAACAUUCAGGAUGAGGACGGUUCCACGGCGCUCAUGUGUGCCUGUGAACACGGCCAUGUGGACAUCGUGCGGCAGUUACUGGCAGUCCCAGGCUGUGAUGCCACUCUCACAGACAACGAUGGCAGUACCGCCCUGUCCAUUGCCCUGGAGGCCUGUCACAACGAUAUCGCAGUUCUGCUGCACGCUCACCUCAGCUUCACCAAGCCACCCUCUCCUGUGGCAGCAAGGAGUCCUCCAAGUAAUUCUGCUGGUGAAACUAAGUAACUCCAGCAUCCAGUGCCUCUGCUCCGUCCCUGUGUGUGUGCAUGCUGGUUUCCAUAUGUGUGAGUGUCCGAGGGAAUGACUAUCCUGGUGCUUGGGAUUACGCUUGUGUGGUAUAACAAACAGACUGUAUGACUCAGAGUGCAAGUUUCUUAUAAAAUGUUUAGGGAGAUGCUUCUGUGGGCUUUCAACCCUGUAAGCAUGAAUACAGAUCUAAUUUGAAGAAGGUGGUAAUGUCAGGACAACAU
Molecule: messenger RNA, 4840 nt
Organism: Megalops cyprinoides (Indo-Pacific tarpon)
Lineage: Eukaryota; Metazoa; Chordata; Actinopteri; Elopiformes; Megalopidae
Product: KN motif and ankyrin repeat domain-containing protein 2-like
Exons: 12
Coding region: 114-4595 (1493 amino acids)
Biological process (GO): negative regulation of actin filament polymerization; negative regulation of transcription by RNA polymerase II; negative regulation of cell population proliferation
Cellular component (GO): cytoplasm
Molecular function (GO): protein binding
Source: RefSeq, a predicted model, not a curated record